AUGUCAACGGUUGAACUAAAAUUAUCCAAGUUAGAUCAACGACUGAAGUUGGCUGUCAGCGAACGACGUUUCUAUGAGGCUCAUCAACUAUACAAGACCAUACAUUUCCGUUGUAUUAUGCGGAAAAAUUAUCAGGAAGCAUUAAAAUAUUUGAAACUAGGUUCUGAGUUUUUACUUGAUAAUGAACAAUGGGAAAGUGGUACUGAGUUAGCUUGCCUUGUACUUGAAGUGUAUAGCCAGAGUGAAACAGUUUUGACUGAAUCUCAUCUAGAUGAAAUUUGUGAACUUUUGAUACGAAUGUGUCCUGGUGAAGAAAGGACACGUUUUGUCCACAAGACACUUCAACUUCUACAGAAGCAAAAAGAUCUUCUGGCUGUGUUCAAUGGAUAUCUCGCUCGUGUAUUGUGGCAAGAAGGAUCUUUCAGUGAAGCAAGGUUGCGUAUCAUGUUAUCUUCUAAUGGCUAUGCGGCUGGUGUCUUCCUUGUUGCUUUGCAUCAGCGAUACGGGCUUCGAUCAGAAAUCGAUUUAUUUAUUGCACAAGCUGUCCUUCAGUUUUUAUGUAUGAAACAAAUCUCAGUUGCCAUAUUAACGUUUUACACAUAUACACGACGUCACCCUCGUUUAGAGCCUGGGCCACCGUUUGCAGAUUUUCCUUUAUUAAAUUUCCUAUGGUUUCUGAUGUUAGCCAUUGAAAAGAAGUGCAGUCUAGCUGUAUUUUCAGUACUAUGUGAAAAAUACAGUCCCCAACUGAACAGAGACUCUUCUUAUUUAAAAUACUUGGAUAAAAUCGGCCAAUUAUACUUUGGUGUUAAACCUCCUGCAAAUGAAAUGAAUAAUUUUUUUUCACGGAUAAUGCAAAUGUUUAAUGAUGGAGACAAAAUGGAGGAUUCUGUGUCAAGUGAUGACUUAGGUCGUUGUGCGCUGAAUGGGAGUACCGAUGUAAAUUCACCAGAGGAAAUGUGUUUUGAAGAUGUGGAUUAAUGAUUCCACAUAUAUCUCCACCAACUAUACAGUGCCUUUCGAUUUAGAGCUGGUAGUAUGCACAUACUCAUCUUUAUAGGCGGAUUACAAAUACCUACCCACGUAACCGACAUUUGAAUUCUGAG
Messenger RNA from Schistosoma guineensis, 1106 nucleotides. The record is from the annotation of a GenBank genome assembly. NCBI's taxonomy places the organism in Eukaryota, Metazoa, Platyhelminthes, Trematoda, Strigeidida, Schistosomatidae.